Molecule: messenger RNA, 2785 nt
Organism: Zophobas morio
Lineage: Eukaryota; Metazoa; Arthropoda; Insecta; Coleoptera; Tenebrionidae
Product: TBC1 domain family member 12-like
Exons: 4
Coding region: 251-2173 (640 amino acids)
Source: RefSeq, a predicted model, not a curated record
CAAUAUAAAGAUCGUAAAUGAAUAUGGAUCAGUUAUAUUUUUAGGCAACCAGUAAUACACAAAAGUGCCAUUUCUCCAUGUCAAUCUAGACAGGCUACGUAGUAAACAUGGCCGCCGUUUUUUAGAAAUGUCAAACUACCAAAAUAAACCCACAUUUUAAUUUUUAGUUAACGUUAUUAAACUAUUGUUUCUAAAAACAAUGCAUCUCUAUCAGAAGUAGUGUAAUUUUCUUUCACAUGUCGAUCCCGCGAUGCAAAAAUUCAGCUCCACCAACCAACUGAGGCCACCAUGCUGUGAAAUAAAGGAAGUCCCAGAUUCGGUAACCGACAAAAAAUCCCCUUAUUCGCUCGUAGAAUGUAAGAAAAACGCAAAAAUGGGUCACAAAAGCCACUACCAAAAGGUUCUUUUGAAGAAUAAUGUAACUCAAGACUUUCGAACCCAAAGUCUGCCCAACUGUGUGGUGGACAAAAAGAACAAAAUCGAGGAAUACGAUGCUGUCGAUAACUGUGAUACUCACAAUAAACUCUUAGUCGAGAACAAUUCUCCGCAGUCGCCGUGGUUCAAAACGUGGCCAGAACGUGACAAAUUCAAAAGCACUGAGAGCAGUCUCAAUCCAUCUCCAAAUACUCAAGUAAAGUUUAAAAAUUGUGAUAUUGUAGAAAACGGUAUUAUUAAGAAAGUUACGUUAAGCGAAGCUUUGCAAAACAUAUCAUUAGCGUAUAGUCCUGUGACAAAACAAUUACAUUUAGUGGAAAAACCUGCAGAGAAUGAGCAAAUUGAUGACACUAGAGAUGACCUGAAGAAAGGACACACCAGAAAUCUCAAAGGAUCUUUUUCUAGUACUGUGUCCAGCCUGAGUGAACCCUCACCAUCAAAUACUUUAUUAGACGCCGAUGACAACUCAUUGAACAGUUUUGAUGACUCUAGAGAUCAAAACUACAAGAAGAGUCUCACUAGUUUUUUUACCAGGAGUGUUUUUUCGUCGUGGAGAUCAAGCUCAUCAGCCACGAGUUCAAGUGUUUGGAAAUUGUUUAGUAAAACUGCCAGGGCUAGUUCUUCCAGUUCUCCACAUCACGUGGCAAGCUCAACUGCACUCAUUCAGCAUCCAAGGCCGUCCAACUUGCCUGCUAAAACUCAAGAAGAAGAACAAAGACACCGGGAAGAAUAUAAGGCGAUGAUCGCCGCUGCCAAAAGGAAAGAAGCUCAAAAUAAUGUUGCCAGACAGAAGCUGCAGAAACUGCAGUUGCAGCAGGAGGAACAUCAAGCCACGGCUGCCAAACACUUCCUCAAGCAUGUUUUGCCUAAUUGGGAGCAAAUGCGCAGCAGCAAAAAAACCCUCGACCUCUGGUGGCAAGGUCUUCCGUCCAGCGUCCGCGGCAGAGUCUGGCGCCUGGCGAUCGGCAACGAGCUCAACCUCACCCCCCAGCUGUACGACAUCUGCGUAUCCCGCGCCCAGAGCCGCCUCAACAGCCCCUCGCCCUCGCACUCCGACAUGGAGCAGGAGGGCAGCAUGGACGUCAUCCAGCUGGACAUCUCGAGGACGUUCCCGCACCUGUGCAUCUUCCAGGAGGGCGGGCCCUACUCGGACGUGCUGCAUUCGCUCCUGGCCGCCUACGUGUGCUACCGCCCCGACGUCGGCUACGUCCAGGGCAUGUCGUACAUCGCCGCCAUCCUCAUCUUGAACAUGGAGGCGUUCGACGCGUUCAUUUGCUUCGCGAAUUUGCUGAACCAGCCGCUGCACUUGUCGGCGUUCACGCUCAACCAGGCGCAGAUGGAGGCGUACUAUUCCGCGUACAACGAGGUGUUCUUCUAUAAUUUGCCAAAGCUGCACCAGCAUUUCGAGGAGGCCAAGUUGACGCCGGAUCUGUAUUUGCUGGAUUGGAUUUAUACGAUAUUUGCGAAGGCGAUGCCGCUGGAUGUGGCGUGCAGGGUGUGGGAUAUUUUUUUGAGGGAUGGGUGCGAGUUUAUCUUCAGAACCGCCUUGGGUAUUCUUCACUUAAACCAAGAUACCCUAAUAAACAUGGAUUUUUUGCACGGAGCACAGUUCCUUACUCGUUUACCUGACGACUUAUCGUCAGACCAGUUGUUCAAAAGUAUACAGUCAGUUACAACAAACAUAGGAAAACAAACAUUUUGCCAAAUUGUCGAUAAGUAUAGCCUUUCAAUCAGGUAAUAAAAAAUGUAGAACAAAUAGUUAGAACAAAAUUCGCUCAGAAACCGAAACAAACAACUAGUUUGUAAUUCUUGUAAUUUUAUUUUAAUAUAAAUAUUUGUUGUGGUCCAAGUAACGUUAUGUCCUCUUUAUUUCCGUCCACUUCCACAAACACUUGUUUCACGGAAUCUCUACUGUUUUGUAAUUAAUUUAGGUAUAAAUACAAUACAAUGGUUUAAGAUAUUCUGUAAAGUGUAAUCAAAACUUGCCAGUUAGAGGGCGUUCUUUUCUGACCGGAAAAAAAAUGUACUGAGGUGCUACUCUAAAAAAAUUCUCUCGAAUUUCCGGUUCAGGUGAUAAGGCUGUGUAAGAUUAUUAAAUUUGAACGAUGGAAGAUCUCCAUUUGUAGAGAAUUUUGAGAGUUUGUUUAUAUUCAAAGAAAAUGUAUCAUUUAAAGGCGCGGAUAUUUCCUACUUGUGUUUUUAUGCUUUUUAUUGAUAAUUAAUAGUUAUGUAAACGCAGUUAUUUCAUGUUAGAUUCUGAGACGAAUAUUCAAAAUGUGUAGUUAUUUUUUACAUACGGCCAUGUUUAUUAUUUAUGGAGUGUUUGUAUGUUAACUUUUAAGUGACAUUA